This is a messenger RNA of Diachasmimorpha longicaudata, 2577 nucleotides long. Its product is annotated as putative fatty acyl-CoA reductase CG5065. Gene Ontology annotation, molecular function: alcohol-forming very long-chain fatty acyl-CoA reductase (NADP+) activity. The record is from RefSeq and is a predicted model, not a curated record. Gene Ontology annotation, biological process: long-chain fatty-acyl-CoA metabolic process. Lineage: Eukaryota; Metazoa; Arthropoda; Insecta; Hymenoptera; Braconidae. The transcript has 6 exons. The coding region runs from base 149 to 1609 and encodes 486 amino acids. Gene Ontology annotation, cellular component: peroxisome.
GACAAUUAUCGAUAACACUAUCCUCGUCCGACUACACUAGUGCAUUUCACAUUUGCAAGUGAUCAGUUAUUCAUAGCUUGUUUGUAGUUCGGCCAACACGACUUUUUCUUAUAUGUAACGAUCCAAAGUAAGAACAACAUCUACAACAAUGAACAUAGAAAAAUUAUCCGUCAUUGAUUUUUACAAUGGUAAAUCGAUACUCAUUACCGGUGGCACAGGAGACAUGGGUAAGCUUCUGGUGGAAAAAUUACUGAGAUGUUUUCCAAAACUCGGCUGCAUUUAUCUACUCAUUCGAGAUAAAAAGGCCACUAUGGCGUCGGAACGACUAUCAACGCUGCUCGAUUCACCGGUGUUUGAUGAGCUUCGCCAUUGUAGUCCCAAUAUCUUCUCGAAAGUCAGGAUCAUCGAGGGAGACUUAUGUGUGUCUGAUUUGGGCCUCUCCAAAGCGAACCAGAAAAUUUUGAUCGAGAAGGUUUCAAUUGUAUUUCACUGUGCUGCUAAUGUUCGAUUUAAUGUGCCACUGGAGGAAGCAAUAAACAUCAAUCUUUUUGGCACUCGACGGCUUCUGGAGCUUUGCCACAAUAUGAUACAAAUUGAAGUAUUUAUACAUGUUUCAACGCUAUUUUCAACCUGCUACAAGAAGACUAUUGAAGAAUGCAUUCCAUUUAUUCCCGCUAUCAAUGGAGUCGUCGAUUUCACUCAGAAUGAGGAUGAUGUUAUGAAGGCGAUACCACCGGAACUGGUAAAGAACUGGCCCAAUACGUAUACUUUUUCAAAAGCAUUGACAGAAAUAAUGCUGAAAGAUCUGCGAGGUAAAAUACCGGUGGGCAUAGUUCGGCCUUCAAUCAUAGUAUCGUCAUUGAAAGAGCCAAUGCCUGGAUGGAUCAACAGUUUUUACGGCCCAACGUACAUGAUUACCAACGCAGCAUUAGGAAUUUUGAGAACUUCCAUCUGUGAGACGAAUAACACAGCCCAUGGGAUACCUUCAGACAUGGUUAUCAAUCUGCUUCUCUGUGUAGCACCAAAAACUAAAUAUGAAGGAGUGGAGAAAAUCGAAGUUUAUAAUUUUUGCACAAGCAGACAAAAUCGUCUAACUGUGAAGCUACUCUUUGAAGAAACAGAAAAAAUAUUCAGGAUGUAUCCACUAAUGAGAGCGAUUAGAUAUCCAAAUCACACACUCAGAACAUCAGAAAUCAUUCAUGCAGUUGUCACUGCUGUGCAACAUCGUCUCUUUGGCUAUGUGUUCGACCUGAUUGCCUUAUGUACUUUCAGAAAACCCAGCCUGUCAAGAAUUUACAGUAGUUUAUCAAAACAUGCAACGAAUACCAAAUUUUUUACCCUCAAUGAUUUCACGGUAUUCGGUCAUAAUGUGGAGAGACUUAAUGCAGACCUCAGCGAAAGGGAACGAGAAAUAUUCUACUUUGAUGUGAAGACACUGAAUUGGAUGUCAUUUCUUCGAGAUUAUGCACUGGGUAUUAGGAAGUAUCUGCUAAAAGAAGACCUGAUGAAUUUGGGAGAAGCGGUGCCAAGGAUGAAGAAGUAUUUUCUUGAAUUUAUUGGAUCGAGAAAUUCCUGCAGUCAUUCGUGUCCCUCACAUCGCUUUUUCUGAUUUACUUUUUCAUACGAAACAGAUGUAGACGAUACAAUAGAAGAAUUUAGUUAUAUCCACCUACCGUACUCGAUGGAGUGUUUUUUCUGAUUGUCCUGGGUGGAUUAUUCGAUGGCUACUCGAUGAUUAAUCGCUUGGACAUCGACUUGAGCACUUGAUCAAUGGCUGGUUGAUCGUUAAUCGAUGACUGAGUUAUAAUCAAUCAAUUGAUGGUCGAGUUCUGGUUGAUGGGUCAACAGAUGUCAUUCGAUAAGGGUGGUUGAAACAACUGAAACUUUAGUGAUAGUUAGUGAGCUCUCAAAAUGUUGCUGAAUAAUACUGUAUUAGAUUCAAGAAUUAUAAUUCAUUCAGUAAAAUUAAAAUGUGAUUUCAAGCAAAGUACAGAUCCUGUCAUCUUCCAUCAACAUCCUUGAUUUUCUAUCCUUGAUUACAAGGAUUCCAUUACUGGCCAACAUUUUCGUAACUGAUUCUCGCUUUUCAUUAUAUAAUUAUCAAUGACAUUGUCGACCCAAAUGCACUAAACAGUAACGACAAUAGAAAGCAGGUAACGUGUGCAGAGAGGAUAUGAAGAGCUUCGAAAUCUACCAGGAGACAAAGGCAUACUUCGGCUCGAAUUCACAUUCGGAGAAUACAGUCAGAGAAUUUCAAUCAUUUGUAGUUACACUAUAAUCAUGGCCACGAUCAUAUUUUGAAAUAAAAAUUUGUUAAUGUACCAUCUUUGCAACAUGUGUGACGCUCCCAGCUCGAAUGAUAUAAAUAAGUACUAAAGGAGAACCCGUAGAGUGCAAAUGUCAUUUAAAAUCUUAUCAAACCCUAGCAAAUGCAUUUCCACUGUAAUUUCCAUACAUUCGGCCAUAGCCUUGACCGCCAAGAGUGAUAAUUCAACACAAGUAUCUAUUAAAAUGCUAGAAUCAGUGUGGAAACUCGCAGAACUGUCAUUGGAGACCAUGAAAAACUAAUGAAGCCAA